AUGUCGAUCCACGCUCCGUUGAGCACAGCGCCUUUCUCGCCUGGGCAAACUUAUCUUCGCUCUCUGGGGAAUGAGCCUACAACCGAAAAUGAUAUCGAAGAGUCAGAUUUGCUCAAGAGCCUUCGAAAUGUUUUUGCUCCCAACCAAUCCUCUGCUACGGCUGUCAGGUGUCUGGCUGGUCCUUCUCCGGUCCCUGGACAAGGCGAAGAAGAACUAUCUUGGAAUAAUCGCACCAUAGUCUGGAGCAUAGGAGGAAUACCUCGCCGAACCUGGGACUUUGCACACGAAAAGCAAGAUAUUCAAUGGGUUUGCUGGGCUUGGUUCCAUCCCGACGAUGUUAUAUCCACUCAAAACGCAACUUCUCAUCAUGAUUCGUCUCUCGAUGACAAUCCCACGUUUGGUCCUUUCUUUCAGUUCUUGCAAAGGCAACGUAUGAACCCGUCACAGGAUGACCACGCACCGGAAUCGCCUACCGCCUGUCGCGCUUUAGUUGUUUUCCUCCGAGAUAUUGCCAAGGUCUUGAUGCGGAAUGGCGUUGAACAUACCAUUCACCUUCCCUUUCUCGUCCGACGCGCUUGGGAAAUGUCUCCCACCGGUCUUCUCGUCAACGCGCCCAAGAUCGGGAAGAACUUGACGAGGCUUCCCCUUGACGAAUUCAAAAUUGUCGGCUGCGCGCGUUCAAUACUUGGAGGCUUCUCAGAUGGUGGUACUCCCCCCGUUGUCGAGCCUUUGCCGUCGGCCCGUCUACACCCCUCUGACACAGUUUUGUAUGUAUCGGGCGGCACCGAUGCAGACCACGAGCGACUCCUCAUUUCGCACAAUAAUCAAAAACGGCGGUUGACCAUCUGGAGAUAUGCCUCCCGUAAACCCGUUAUGUCUCUCCAUGGAGGAGGCGCAAAACCACGCGAGCGAGUGGUCAACGACAGGCUGGAUCGCAUCCCCCUUGGACAGGACGAUGAAGACGAAGAGCCAUUGGGAGAACAACAUCACGGCCCAUGCUUCCACAGAUCAGCCGAAAUGAUUUAA
Rhizoctonia solani is the source of this 1026-nucleotide messenger RNA. Its product is annotated as anaphase-promoting complex subunit 1. The coding region runs from base 1 to 1026 and encodes 341 amino acids. The transcript has 2 exons. NCBI's taxonomy places the organism in Eukaryota, Fungi, Basidiomycota, Agaricomycetes, Cantharellales, Ceratobasidiaceae. The record is from RefSeq and is a predicted model, not a curated record.